This is a messenger RNA of Nothobranchius furzeri (turquoise killifish), 2142 nucleotides long. RefSeq lists its product as uncharacterized. Gene Ontology annotation, molecular function: peroxiredoxin activity. The record is from RefSeq and is a predicted model, not a curated record. Lineage: Eukaryota; Metazoa; Chordata; Actinopteri; Cyprinodontiformes; Nothobranchiidae.
UCUUAUCUGACACACAGACGAAGCGAAAACAAUUUAUUUAGGUGAAAGUAAUCCAACUUUAGCACAAUCGUCAUGUUGUUUAGCGGUCAUUAGGACCACACUACAGGUGGUUUGAAGUUUUAAAGAACGAAAUAGAUUAAAAUAAACAAUUCUGCUACAUCAUUAGAAAGAAAAUAGGAAUUUUGUCUCCGUGGUUAAAAUUACUCUCCAAGUCCUCCUUCUGUCAUGGCGAGCAACCUCGUUUUCAAGUUGCUUCGUCUUCCUGUCACCUCUAAAAUUGCGUGUCUCCGGUCGGGUCGCUUGUUUCGGGGUAAGGUGGCUGCAGUGGCGGCUGGGACCAGACCGUCCUCCGGCACCCUUCCGGAGAAGAUCAGCCGCUAUCCCAUUCCUUACAAGAAGGACCUGCCUUAUGAUAUAGUUGAGCUCAUGGAGGAAGUGGAGUCAAAGGGAGGCUUCCUGCCAAAUGUCUUCAAAGCCCUCUCCCACAGACCAGCUGAGUUCAGAGCCUUCUUCGCUUACUACAAUGAACUGAUGAACAAGGACACAGGCGGGUUGACAAAAGCAGAUCGUGAGCUGAUCAUCGUUGCAACAAGCAGUCACAACAAGUGUCUUUACUGUGUGGUUUCCCACAGCGCAUUGCAUCGUGUCUACUCAAAGAAACCAACACUCGCGGAUCAGGUCAUCGUUAACUAUCAGAUCGCAGACCUUACGCCUCGGGAACGAGCCAUGCUGGACUUUGCGAUGGCUGUGUGUCGCUGUGACACCAUCACAGAUGAGCACUUCCUGUCCCUGGAGGAAGUGGGCUUUGACCGGGAGGAUGCCUGGGAUAUCGCCGCCAUUGCAGCUUUCUUUGCCAUGUCUAACCGGCUCGCCCACCUCACCGACAUGAAGCCAAACCUAGAAUUCUUUAAUAUGGGCCGCGUGCCACGCGACAAAAGCAAGAACACGACUGACAUGUGAAAAUCAUCAGUAGUAGUUGUCAUCCUACACCAUGUGUUCACUCUAAAGCUGGUUUCUGCCUCCCCCUGCGUACCUAGUGACACGAGGAGGAAUCGGUAAGGUCCACGAGCCUUUAGGAAAUUCAAAAUAAACAUUAAAGCUGUUCCGAGAUCAGAUUUGAGGUUCUAAAAUGGCUCAGAGGCAAUAUUAGAACUAUUACCAGCAAAUGUCAAUAUUCUAAGAUGUUUUUAUGGCAAUCAGGAUUAUCUAUGUGGCCUCAUUUCUGAACAUAAAGACUUAAGAUUGAGCUUUUUGUUGAACAUUUGAUGCAAAAACACCUUUUACUUGUGUAGCUUUGAACACUUUGGUGAAGGAUGAAUGUUAAAUGUGUGGUUGAAUGAAAAAGCAUUUUUAAAUUAUUAUUUCUGAUUUAAUAAGUCAUUCUGAGUUUUUCAUGGAGGCAGAACAUGAAAAUGGUCUUUAAAACAUACCUCCUGCAUUGGCUUCUGAGAGAAAAUAGGUGGUGAAACUCUAGGAUCUGUAAAUCCUCACAGAUCUACGUCACCCUGUGAAUUAGAAUUCACGGACUCACUGAUCUUGACUCGUGACUGGGAAGGCUGCUGUUGUUUUAACGUUUGGGAAUCAGUAGAGGACGUCUUGGCUAGUUUAAGCUAACUAUUAGCAUUAGAAAUGCUACCACACAGCAGAAACUCUUCCAGGCUUGUGUUUGUGGGAAUAAAAACAUCCAUGUUGCACGUCAGCGGUAGAGUCGUGUUGCUGAUAUCCAAUCUGGGUCGAGAUGUCCAAAUUUCGUCACCACCCUUUCCUUAUUCUGCUCUUUCCUAUUCAUUUUCUCUCUCCCUUUCCUUACAUUAUUAUGUUUUAAUCACAAUGUUUAUUUUUCUAAUUUUAAACCUAUUUUUAAAAAUCUUUUUUAUACCUUUAUUUUUUGGUUUAUGUGAAGCUUUCUUUCUUUCUUUCUUUCUUUCUUUCUUUCUUUCUUUCUUUCUUUCUUUCUUUCUUUCUUUCUUUCUUUCUUUCUUUCUUUCUUUCUUUCUUUCUUUCUUUCUUUCUUCAGGAAAUAAGACUCCAAAACUUGCCAUCUAUAUCUGUUUUCUAUAAUGCAAUCUAGAAUUUUCUUUUUUAUUUGACCAUAAAAAAGUUUUUCUGUUGAAGCUUCAUAAAAUAAAACUCUUAACUUGU